This is a messenger RNA of Cricetulus griseus (Chinese hamster), 646 nucleotides long. Lineage: Eukaryota; Metazoa; Chordata; Mammalia; Rodentia; Cricetidae. The record is from RefSeq and is a predicted model, not a curated record.
AGGUGGCCCGGUCUGGGGGACCCCAGCCCUGAUCGCAUGUUUCUCUUGCAGGUUCAGACAUGGCCAAGUCCAAGAACCACACCACACACAACCAGUCCAGGAAGUGGCACAGAAAUGGCAUCAAGAAACCUCGAUCACAAAGAUACGAAUCUCUUAAGGGGGUCGACCCCAAGUUUCUGAGGAACAUGCGCUUUGCCAAGAAACACAACAAGAAAGGCCUGAAGAAGAUGCAGGCAAACAAUGCGAAGGCCAUGAGUGCACGCGCAGAGGCCAUCAAGGACCUGGUGAAGCCGAAGUUGGGAAAGCCCAAGAUGCCGAAGGGCCCCAGCCGCAAACUCAGCCGCCUUGCUUUCAUGGCUCACCCCAAGCUUGGGAAGCGGAUUAGAAGCUACAUGGCCAAGGGUCGCAGGCUCUGCCAACCAAAGCCCAAGGUUCAAACCAAGGCAGAGGCCUCGGCUCCAGCCAAGGCCCCGGCUUCAGCUCCUGCUCAUGUUCCCAAAGGUGCCUAGGCCCCUGUGAAGACCCCAUAGAAAAGGUUUCUUCCAGGGUGAAGACAGAUGGACUGGUGUGACACGCCUACACGCUAUCUGCAGGUGAUCAUGCCCUGUGCCGUUUUUACAAAUAAACUUGAAGCAAGACCUGUUAA